Messenger RNA from Lycium ferocissimum, 2307 nucleotides. Its product is annotated as cysteine-rich receptor-like protein kinase 10. Gene Ontology annotation, biological process: protein phosphorylation. Lineage: Eukaryota; Viridiplantae; Streptophyta; Magnoliopsida; Solanales; Solanaceae. Gene Ontology annotation, molecular function: protein kinase activity; ATP binding. The record is from RefSeq and is a predicted model, not a curated record.
GGCGGAGCCACCUUAGUGGUCUGGUGCACAUCCAUCGCUUAUCCUCUGCCUCAUAAAGCCUAUCCUCUGACUGGAAAGCUCAGUUAAAUACUAAACUAAAAUUUAAAAAAUCAGAAGAUGUCACUUUAUUCGAAAUCUAAAAAAAGAUUCUAACAUACCAUGAUGUUGAAGUACUUCGAUAAUUUCCUCAGAUCAUUUCUUUCACUAUUUUGUAUAAUUAUCUUCUUUUUCAGCCUGAUUGAUGGCCAAGAUAAUUCUUCUCCUCCUGCAUUUUUUUGCCCAAACACAACUUCGUAUGGUCCCAACUCCCAACAGCACUUACAGCUCUAAUCUCAAAGCCCUUUUAUCAUCUUUGUCCUUGAAUUCUUCGAGGCCUAACGGAUUUUACAACUCCAUGGAAGGCACGGGAUCCGAUAUAGCUUAUGGCCUAUUUUUAUGCAGGGGAGACGUUUCCCGUAACGAUCGUCAAAAUUGCGUGUCAACAGCUAUUAAAGAAAUAACCACGGAAAAUUAUUGUCCGAAAGGAAAAAUUGUUGUCCUUUGGAUCGACCAAUGCCUGGUACGUUACUCAAGUGAAUCUUUAUUUGGUACCGUGACGAGAUAUACUUUUGUGAAUACACAGAGUGUUAGUGAACCACAGAAGUUGUUGUCGCUACUCGGAAAUGUGAUGGAUGAAUUAGCAACUCUGGCUGCAAAUGGAAAUAAUCGUUCAGGGAAAAAAUUUGCUACUAAAGAAGCGAAUUUUUCGUCAUUUGAGAGACUUUAUACAUUUGCACAAUGCAUACCUGAUAUCUCUAACUCUUCUUGUGAAAAUUGCCUGAGAACUGCUAUUCUGAAUUUGCCGAACAGUGGCGCUAGAGGAAGUAGAGUUUUGCUACCGAGUUGUACCAUUAGGUAUGAGUUGUAUCCUUUUUACAACGUUAGUGCAUUCGCGCCACCAUCUGCACCACCAGUUCGCGGUUCUCCUCCAUCUUCUUCGCCCGGUUCUACAGGCGAUAGAGGAAAAGGGAGAAUUUCAUCUGGUGUUAUUGCUGCCAUAAUUGUUCCAAUUGUUGUUUCAAUUCUACUCUUCAUUUUUCGUUUCUGUUGGCUAAGAAGUAGAGCUUCACGAGAAUUCAAUGUUGUAGAAGAUACGACGGAUGCAGAUGAAAUUUCGACUGCUGAAUCCUUGCAAUAUCACUUGAACACUAUUCGAGCUGCCACGACUAACUUCUCAACCGACAACAAAAUUGGUGAAGGUGGAUUUGGUGUAGUCUACAAGGGUAAACUUCCUAAUGGACAAGAGAUAGCUGUGAAGAGGCUAUCAAGAAGCUCAGGGCAAGGUGUAGAAGAAUUUAAGAAUGAGAUUGUACUGAUCGCCAAGCUUCAACACAGAAAUUUAGUGAGACUAUUGGGAUACUGCUUUGGAGGAGAGGAAAUGAUACUUGUCUAUGAAUUUGUCCCCAACAAAAGCCUCGACUAUUUCUUAUUUGAUCCUGAAAAGCAGCAGCGACUAGAUUGGUCAAAACGUUACAAGAUUAUUGGAGGGAUUGCGCGUGGACUACUUUACCUUCACGAGGAUUCUCGCCUCAGAAUUAUACACCGCGAUCUCAAAGCAAGUAAUAUACUCUUAGAUGCACAAAUGAACCCCAAAAUAUCAGAUUUUGGAAUGGCAAGAAUAUUUGGAAUUGAUCAAAAUGAAGAAAUAACAAACAGGAUUGUUGGGACAUACGGUUACAUGUCACCGGAGUAUGCUAUGCAUGGACAAUACUCUGCUAAAUCUGAUGUUUUCAGCUUUGGUGUUAUGCUUUUGGAGAUCAUCAGUGGAAAGAAGAAUAGUUCAUUUUACCACCAAUCAGAUGGUGCUGAAGACCUUCUUAGCUAUGUUUGGAAGAAUUGGAGGGACGGCACGCCAUUGAACAUAAUGGAUCCAACUGUGGAGAGGCAUACUCUAGUAAUGCAGUUGAUACAUUGCAUACAUAUCGGAUUGUUAUGUGUUCAAGAAGAUGUUAAUGAAAGACCUACAAUGGCAUCUGUGGUGCUCAUGCUUAGUAGUGACUCUGUCACCAUGCAAGCGUGUAACAUGCGAGCACCUCAGCAACCUGCAUUAUUUUUUCGUGGUCGAUCAGAGAUGAUACCAAAAAGGCUAGAGUCAGAUCAAUCUACUAGCAAGUCAAUUCCAUUGUCCAUGAAUGAAGUAUCCAUUACAGAAUUGGAGCCAAGAUAGAUACAAUGAUGAAGUUUAAGUUUACCAUCUAGUGGGACCUACUAACAUGGGUCAACCUAAACUGAUGGUGUAAGAAAUUUAUAUAAUGUCUAUAUUCUAUA